GUAAAUAAAUCAUUCAAGUUAGCCGUGCUAAUAAAUAGACUGAGCGAUUCAUCCAGUAAAACGAACUCUAUGUCCACUGGCAUUAAAAAAACCAACACGUUGACAGAAGUCGACAAAAUUAGAUUAAAGAAUCAAAAUACAGCUACUGAAACUUGGACAAACUUAAAUAUAAAAUUUGCUGAAACUCCUGAAAUAAUCGUAAACACACAAACGACGUCUACUGUUAAUGCACCAAACAAUUUCACCAAAACAUUCAAUGAAGAAUUCGAUCUAAAAUAUGAGGAAAUACAACAGCGUCAUCGCAAUAGAAAAAUUUGUAACGCUGACGUUGUAUUGUCUGUAUUAGCAGACGCUUUUAGUGAGAAACUUCAAAUGAUACGGACCAUUCGUAAAACUGACUCCUCCAAGGCAACUGAAGAAGAAUCUAAAAAAAAUUCGAUCUUGGAGUUAAACAUAUCAAUGCCGAACCCUAUACCAAAAAUUGUAUUAAAAGGAACAUUAAAAUAACCACAUAUUAUCAAAAUUAAUGACAAAGAAGGAUAACUUUAAUAAUUACUGUUAUUAAAAUAUCAUGGAACUACUGCCUGAAACUCUUGAAUAAACUUGUUUCUGUAUGAAAAAAAAAAAAUUGCUACAAUAUUAAACACUAGUCUUAAAAAUUUUAUUUCAUUGUUAGUCAAGAACAUCACACUAAGAUUUAUGUACAUUAGUUGAUAUUUUGACAAUUUUUUGUUUGUAUAU
Molecule: messenger RNA, 741 nt
Organism: Daktulosphaira vitifoliae (grape phylloxera)
Lineage: Eukaryota; Metazoa; Arthropoda; Insecta; Hemiptera; Phylloxeridae
Exons: 3
Coding region: 70-507 (145 amino acids)
Source: RefSeq, a predicted model, not a curated record